Molecule: messenger RNA, 1131 nt
Organism: Dothidotthia symphoricarpi CBS 119687
Lineage: Eukaryota; Fungi; Ascomycota; Dothideomycetes; Pleosporales; Dothidotthiaceae
Product: mitochondrial carrier
Exons: 7
Coding region: 47-955 (302 amino acids)
Biological process (GO): transmembrane transport
Source: RefSeq, a predicted model, not a curated record
CAUCCCCCUCCGUCCUUGAUUCCCUCCCUCCGUCACAACCGCAAACAUGUCGGCCCCCGAAGCGAAGCCCCUGCCUUUCAUCUACCAAUUUGCGGCUGGUGCCGUGGCUGGUGUGUCAGAAAUUCUGCUCAUGUACCCGCUGGACGUUGUCAAGACUCGAGUACAACUUCAAACCGGAAAGGAGGUCGGUGAAGAAGCCUACAAUGGCAUGGUCGACUGCUUCAGGAAGAUUAUCAAGCAUGAAGGAUCUUCAAGGCUGUACCGCGGUAUCUCCGCGCCCAUUUUGAUGGAGGCUCCCAAGAGGGCCACCAAAUUUGCAGCAAACGACUCAUGGGGCGCCUUCUACCGCAACCUGUUCGGGCAGUCCAAGAUGAACCAGUCGCUCUCCAUUCUCACUGGCGCGACCGCCGGAGCGACCGAAGCUUUCGUCGUCGUCCCCUUUGAACUCGUCAAGAUCCGGUUACAAGACAAGGCGCAAUCGCACAAGUACAACGGCAUGGUCGACUGCGUGACCAAGAUUGUGAAGCAAGAAGGUCCCCUCACCCUCUACCAGGGUCUCGAGUCAACAAUGUGGCGCCACAUCCUGUGGAACGCAGGAUACUUUGGCUGCAUUUUCCAGGUCCGCGCCCUCAUCCCCGCCGCCACCACAAAGAAGGGCCAAGUCACAAACGACUUGAUUUCUGGCGCUGUCGGAGGAACCGUCGGUACCAUCAUCAACACGCCCAUGGACGUGGUCAAGUCGCGCAUCCAGAACUCGCCAAAGAUCGCCGGCACAGUGCCCAAGUACAACUGGGCAUGGCCUGCUCUCGGCACCGUCGCGAGGGAGGAAGGUUUCGGCGCUCUGUACAAGGGCUUCACUCCCAAGGUGCUGAGACUGGGUCCCGGAGGUGGUAUCCUGCUCGUCGUCUACACGGGCGUCAUGGACUUUUUCCGCAAGAUGCGCGACGGGCAAUGAGUGGUUGGCAGUAGGUAGCUUCAACGAGUCAAGAUUAGCAUGUAGUCUGUAUUUUGCUACGUUUGCUUCGUUCUACGCGUUGAGCUGGCAUAGAUAGCAUCCUUCAUAUGAUUUCAGGGUGUUAUAUGAAUAUUCAGUCUCUGAUGAAAACUUGCGCUCUUUCCAUAUGGCAUCAC